Molecule: messenger RNA, 447 nt
Organism: Lodderomyces pseudojiufengensis
Lineage: Eukaryota; Fungi; Ascomycota; Pichiomycetes; Serinales; Debaryomycetaceae
Exons: 1
Coding region: 1-447 (148 amino acids)
Source: RefSeq, a predicted model, not a curated record
AUGGUAAUAGAAAAGACAUAUAAUCCCAAAUCAUUUAAAAAAUUAUUAAAUUCAAAAUUAAAUACUAAACCAUCAAAAGGAGGUAUAAAUUUAGGUAAUUUAAAUUUUACUAUAAAGAAUGAUAAUAGUGAUACUUUAAUUUAUUUAAUAUAUUUAUCAUAUUUAAAUGAUUUGAUAAUUGAUUCAAAAAGAAUUGGAUCUUCUUCUUCUUCUUCAUCAUCCACGAAUAGAAAUAUUAGUAGUAGUGGUAGUGGAUUUAGUACUUCGACUAAUGAUUCAGCUGAAUUAAAAAAGAAAAUGGAAGAUAAUGAUAAGAUUUUGAUUGCAGAGGAAGAAGAAUUGGAAGAAGUAGAAGAGGAAGAGAAUGAUGAGAGUUAUGAUGAUAUUAAUGAAACAACAUUAGAUUUAGCUGAUGAAUCUUUAGCUGAAAAAUAUAAGGGAUUAUGA